GCGGAAGGUGGGAUUGGGUGGGCGCAUGCGCAGUAGGGGAGGCACGUUGGUUCAAGCGAAAAAGAGGGGAUACGAGGUUUGAGCGGACGGAAUAGGGGCGCCCGCGGUGCAUUAUGGCUGUUGGCACAGGAACGUCACUGGUGCUUUCCUCCCUCCUGUCCCUCCUGCUUUUCACAGGGAUGCAGAUGUACAGCCGCCAGCUGGCCUCCACGGAGUGGCUAACCAUUCAAGGCGGACUUCUCGGCUCUGGGCUCUUCAUAUUCUCCCUGACUGCCUUCAACAAUUUUGAAAACCUGGUUUUCGGAAAAGGGUUUCAAGCCAAGAUCUUUCCCGAAAUCAUCACCGUCCUCCUGUUGGCCCUGUUUGCAUCAGGAUUGAUCCAUCGAGUCUGUGUCACCACCUGUUGCAUCUUCUCCCUGAUUGCCUUGUAUUACAUCAACAAGAUAUCGUCCACCCUAUAUCAGUCUUCCACGCCGGCGCCGGCGCCCGCCAAGGCCAUCAGCAAAGGCCGGAAGAGGAAUUGAUCUCUGUGAACAUUCGUGCCAGGCGUGGGGUGAGAAAGGAAGUUGAAGGAAGAGGGGGAUUCUGGCUGAGCAAAAUCCGAACAUCUAAUAAAACAAGUCUUUUUUAAUAAA
This is a messenger RNA of Pogona vitticeps (central bearded dragon), 635 nucleotides long. It is a transcript of the gene KRTCAP2, whose product is annotated as keratinocyte associated protein 2. The record is from RefSeq and is a predicted model, not a curated record. Gene Ontology annotation, biological process: protein N-linked glycosylation. Lineage: Eukaryota; Metazoa; Chordata; Lepidosauria; Squamata; Agamidae.